AUGCAGGCAAUAUCAGAACCUUUAUCUGCAAGCUCGCCGCCGUUCAUUCUCAAUUCAGAUAUGUCGGGAGCGGAGUCUGAUCCCGAUUUUGAAUUCCUCGACAAUUCCCAUUUGCCAUUUGAGGCAACAUAUAGUCCAAACAAUCUCUUCGAGGAAUUCUCACACGAAUCACCCCCAUACUACUCAGCAUAUGCAACACCGAGUGUUGCCGGCCACAAAAGUCCCGAGCAGCCUUCCUUCAUUAACACGGCUGUACUGGAGGCGCCCUUAUCAGCCCCAUCGACAGCCUCGCCGGCCGGAUCAUCCCAGAGCUCUACCUCCGAUUCGAUGGAAUAUAAUAGAAAAUCUAGUUCCGAUUCGUCCGGAUCUGCUCUGCACUCAGGGACCGCAAUGAUAGGUGACGAUAUAGAUAUGGGGGACUGGAAAGGCGACGAUGUGAUCAAAGGGGAGAGUAUGUCGAGUUAUGGUGACUACGCUGGAAAUGGAACCAUUAACCCUUCAGCAAUGGUUAAUAAUUUUGGGUUCAAUGACAAGACCAUGGAGAAUGAUUUUGACUUUGACAGUGCGUCGAGUAGUCCAAGUCCUUUUGCUACAACAAUGGAUAUAGGAUCACCAGAAAUGCCGAUUAUAAAACACGACACCCCUCGGAAGAUAAUAUCACCAAUGGGUAGGAAGAAAUUCAGGAAUCAUAACAAAUCAAACUCUCAACAUUCGGUAGCUCACUCUACAAACGGAUACCAUAUCGGUUCGAGGGAAACGUCACCCUUGUCUGUAGCGUCGACAAGUCAGGUGUCGUCCCCUGCACAUCAUAUGUUCACUAACUCACCCUCUCCCAAUGUUGGGCUUGAAUAUAUGCCUGGGACGAUGCCUAACGCGGCUCAUGGCCUUCCACCAUGGACAAAUAGCAUAGAAAUGCCUCCCAAUAUAAUGAGAGCCCAAGCGCACUUUAAUCCCCUAUCAUUUCAAAACACACCCCAAGUCAGGAGCCGCCAGAUUCCGGGCGCGCCAUAUACGAAGCCGAUCUUGACAAUACACCCCACACCAUUGAAAUCACGAGUUGAGACUCAAAUUCCCAUCAAAAUGACACUUUUUCCUGUCCCUCAAGGUGUUACAAAGCUUCACUUGCCAACUCAAACGAUCUCCAAACCUAAACUUCUCGUUAAACCUCCACCGGAACGCUCGCCGGACACUUUGGAGCUCUAUACGAUGUUGGUCUGUUCUAGUGCAAUGGAGAACCCGGACAUCCUUCGAAAAGCUUUAGAAAGAGCAGCAGCACCUGAAGUCUCACCAUGUCAGUCUUCGGACAGUGGAUCCGAUGAAGAGGAUGACAGAAAACCACUCAACGGAGGCGAGGUGCUGAUAUGUAGCGGUUGCAUUACGCGUGAGAGAAAACGAGCCGCCAGAAAGAAGGUAAAGAAGGUUGAAGAAGAAGAAUCAUGGCACAAAGACGAGGCUAAGCGAGUCAUCGUUUUCAACACUCAUGAAGUCAAGGAUUGGCAAUCACCAACAAGCCAACCCCCCUCGGAAGCUACUGGGGACAGGCCUGAACCUAUGGUACCUGAUGGUGCCCUGCAAGUUGAUGCUCCCAUGCGAAUCGCAUGUUAUUGUAGACACCAAAAUGAAAAGAUCGGGUUUCGGGUAAUCUUUACUAUCAAGGACUAUCAAGAUCGCCUGAUUGCACAAGCAAUCACCUCUUCGAUCAUGAUUACAGAUGAUCAUAAGACGCAUAACUUAUUACCAAUUUCUGGACAGACAUCUGGUGCGCCCGACGGACAGAUGUAUCCGGGUUCGACUUCAUAUUCGAAUGAAAGAAGCUACGAUAUGACAUCUGGUGCCGUUUCUGGUAUGCCCCCUUUCCGUGUAUCGCCAUCCGCCUCGGAUCUUCAAAGCCUAUCACAAAACUUCAUGCCGUAUCCACAGCCAAUGAGUUACCCACCACCCAACCCGCCUCAAGCAAUUUCUACCACAAUGGCACCCCGGCAUCCAUCGCCACAAGCAUCACCCUCGACUCCAUCCGGCCCUCCACUGUCUAAGAAACGCAAAGCCAGUGCCUCUGGUAAAGUUCCCACUGGUCUAGCAAUGACCAAAUUAGAGACGGGGCAAUCGGCAAUGAGCAAUGGCCCUUUUAUUCCGGUCAGCGCCACCACUUCAGCUAUACCCUCACCAUUUACACCAAACCUUCCAAAUUUCUCAUCCAAUGAGCAGCCUUUUUGCCCACCUGCUCCGAUGCAAAAUAUCCCAACACAUUUCAACACAGGUCCUCCUACUCCGAAUGGUAAUGAUCAGAUAUUUAUUCCCCAUGGCCAUCGACCUCAACCAACAGAAAAUUUGGCCAUGCAUCAGCUCUUCUCAGCACCCCCUUCAGCGCAUCCUAGUCGUGCCCCCAGUCCGAAUGGUAUGCGCAAUAACGUUCAGAUUUAUCAGCCGCAACAGCAACAAGCUCAUAUGCCACAAGCUGUUGUCAAUGGAAUGUACGGCAUGCCUCUGACUUUGAGUCCACAGCGGCCACCUGUCAUUCAUAAACUGAUACCAAACGAAGGACCGAAGGCUGGUGGAAUAGAAGUAACCUGUUUGGGUAGUGGGUUUUGCCAAGGAUUGGAAGUCAUGUUCGGUGAUGCUAAAGCAACAACAACAACAUUCUGGGGCGAGACCUCUCUUGUGUGUCUUUUGCCGCCCUCUGCCAUCGCGGGAACCGUGCCUGUCACGUUCAAACACCAGCAUCAACAGAGACAGCAAUACCCAACACCACCAAUGCCAAAGCAAACUGCAUUUUUCAAAUAUGUAGAUGAUGACGAACAGCAGAUCAUUAGAACAGCGUUGGCUGUAUUAGGUCACAAGAUGACUGGCAAGAUGGAAGAUGUGCGGGAUCUUGCAAGAAGAAUUGUGGAUGGUCCUUGGGGAGCACCAUCAGGCCAAUCUCCGCCUAGCGGAGGUGGAUCUUCUCAGCACGGUGGUGGAUUCAAUGCGGCAAGCUUUGGUGUCGAUGUUGAAGCAACGCUAUUGAGAUGUCUAGAUCUUAUUGAUCUUGAUGACAGCCCGACCAAGCCGCGUUUCAACCUGCGCAGAACUUCUGGGCAAACAAUGCUUCAUCUUGCUUGUUCUUUGGGACUGCAUCGCUUCGUUGCCGCUUUGUUGGCACGAAACGUGAACUGUGAACCACGAGAUAAAGGUGGAUUUACUCCUAUGCAUUUUGCUGCUCUUCACAACCAUCCGCAAAUCGUUCGACGCCUCAUUCUUAGUGGUGCCGAUCCGUUGAUCAGAAGUCUCCAAGGUUAUGCUCCCGCAGAUAUGACAUCUUCUGAGGAAGUUCAUCGUGCCGUUCGCAGAGUUGAACAUCAUUCAAGAACACGAAGUGGGUCUUCACUGAAGAGCAGAACAAGCAGCGCGACAUCAUUAAGAUCAUUAUGGCAACCACCAACUGCAGAGAUACCUAAUGAAAGUGGCAUCAGUGAUAGCGACGAUGAGGAUGACAACGAAUACGAGGACGAGGAUGCUGAUAUUGAUACUGUUGAUGGACCAUUCCUGAUGCGAAGCAGGCAGUCUAGGGGAUCAACUUCAAAGAUCCUGAAUGAGACUAUCGAGAUAACUAAACCUCCUAUCUUGGAACUUCCCGAAGUCGAAGCAGACGAAGCAAUGGCCUCCCCAACAAUGGCCAUGACUGCAUUCAGAGAUCAGAUGUUCGCACAAUUUACUCAAUUCACUGCUCAGAUGCAGCACCUUCAGCAAACCUUCCACAAUAACAUGCAUCUUGGUCUUCCAAACCUGCCCCAGAUGCCUCAGAUGCCACAAAUGCCUACACUCGCAAACCUUCCAGAUUAUCAAGCUUAUCUACCAAGUCCCAUGGCCCGUCGUAUCGGCAGCCGUCCAGAAAGCCCCAAUCGUCAAGAUGGUGGCAAGGAACAAGGCAACAAAUGGUGGGAUCUUUUCUCUGGUAAUGCAGCUGCAGCACCACCUGCCUAUGAAGAUAUAUUCCCACAAAACGAUAUGGACGUGAAACGAGCUUCUGCAGAACAAGCAGUCGCAGAUACCAUUGCUGACAGCAAAUGUACUCAAAUCUUUGAUCAAAUAGAAAUGCAAGUUGGAACAACCACAUCUGUAGCACGUGCAGAAAGUUCAACAACUGCUAUGCAAAGAAAGCCGAUGCCUAUGGGAACCCUUAGAAUUGGCGGGAAGGAGAUAGUCACCGUGGAGCAACAGAACCAGAUACAAUUAUUACGCCAGGAGAAAUUGAAGAGGGUCAGGAGUGAUAGGAAGCUAUUCCUUAUCUGGAUUCCUCUCCUUCUCAUAAUGAUGCUCGCCACAUUUCACACUCGCAUCGCUACCGUUUGGUCCCAUGCAUCUUAUAUUUUCACUUCUCUUACAAAUCGAAACGAAGAUCACGGACGUGUUAUGGAAGUUUUAUAA
Molecule: messenger RNA, 4404 nt
Organism: Botrytis fragariae
Lineage: Eukaryota; Fungi; Ascomycota; Leotiomycetes; Helotiales; Sclerotiniaceae
Product: putative ankyrin repeat protein
Exons: 3
Coding region: 1-4404 (1467 amino acids)
Biological process (GO): regulation of transcription by RNA polymerase II
Cellular component (GO): nucleus
Molecular function (GO): protein binding; double-stranded DNA binding; transcription coregulator activity
Source: RefSeq, a predicted model, not a curated record